Molecule: messenger RNA, 1986 nt
Organism: Oncorhynchus masou masou (cherry salmon)
Lineage: Eukaryota; Metazoa; Chordata; Actinopteri; Salmoniformes; Salmonidae
Product: potassium voltage-gated channel subfamily G member 2-like
Exons: 3
Coding region: 1-1608 (535 amino acids)
Biological process (GO): protein homooligomerization; potassium ion transmembrane transport
Cellular component (GO): voltage-gated potassium channel complex; membrane
Molecular function (GO): voltage-gated potassium channel activity
Source: RefSeq, a predicted model, not a curated record
AUGUACCAGGAGGUGGCCUUCCUAGCGGGCAGCACGGAAAAAGAGUUCACGCCCUUUCACUUCCCCCUGGAGAACCAGCAGGAGGUGGUCACUAAGAAGGGUGUGUUCUUUAAACGGCAGCGACUGCUGCGGAGGCCCAAUGAGACGCAGGAGGAGAACGACCUGUCAGCCGUUAUCAAUGUAGGCGGGAUCAGGUACCGUAUCCCCUGGUCCGUUCUGGAGGAGUUCCCUCUGACGCGGCUGGGCCGGCUGAGGAGCUGCAGCUCAUUGGACGAGAUCAUGGAGGUGUGUGACGACUACGACGACGGGUGCCAGGAGUUCUUCUUCGACCGCAGCCCAUCUGCGUUCCGCACCAUUGUGACGUUCCUGGCGGCAGGACGGCUCCGACUGCUGAGGGAGAUGUGUGCCCUGUCCUUCCAGGAGGAGCUUGUCUACUGGGGCCUGGAGGACACCAGGUUGGAGUGGUGCUGCCUCAGGAAGCUACGCAUAAGACAGGAGGAGCUCAAGGAGCAGCUUAGGAUGGAGGAGGAGGAAGCAGAGCUCACCACCACCCUGACCCCCCAGAGCUGUGAGGAUGGGCUUGGGCCCCCCGGGGCGGGGGGGGAGGAGGAGGAGGAGGAGAGCCGUAUGGCGGGGUGUAUGCGCAGUCUCCACGACAUGGUGGAGAACCCUCAAUCUGGACUUCCUGGGAAGAUCUUUGCCUUUCUGUCGGUGGUGUUUGUGGCCAUCACCGCGGUAACACUCUGCAUCAGUACCAUGCCUGACCUCAGGGAGGAGGAGGAGAGGGGUGAGUGUUCUCAGAGGUGCUACAAUAUCUUUGUCCUGGAGACGGUGUGUGUGGCCUGGUUCUCUCUGGAGUUCCUGCUGCGCUUCAUCCAGACGCCGAGCAAGUGUGUGUUCCUGAAGACGCCCCUCAACAUCAUCGACGUGGUGGCCAUCCUGCCCUACUACAUUACCCUGAUCGUAGACUCUCUGUCUGAGGGAGGGGAGAAGCCCAGCGGCGGGAACAACUACCUGGAGAAGGUGGGCCUGGUGCUGCGGGUACUCCGGGCCCUGAGGAUCUUCUACGUGAUGCGUCUGGCGCGCCACUCCCUGGGGCUGCAGACCUUAGGCCUGACGGUCCGACGCUGCACCCGUGAGUUUGGCCUGCUCCUCCUCUUCCUGUGUGUUGCCAUGGCACUUUUCUCCCCUCUGGUGUUCCUGGCGGAGAGCGAGAUGGGCGCCAAGUAUGACUUCACCAGCAUCCCUGGCACCUACUGGUGGGCGGUGAUCUCCAUGACAACGGUGGGGUACGGGGAUAUGGUGCCGCGGAGCAUCCCGGGUCAGGUGGUGGCACUCAGUAGCAUCCUCAGUGGGAUCCUCCUGAUGGCGUUCCCCGUCACCUCCAUCUUCCACACAUUCUCUCGGUCCUACCUGGAGCUGAAGGAGGAGCAGAACAGAACGCUGAGACAGAAACCAGACUUCCAGGACUCCACCAAGUCUCAGAACAGCGAGGACUCGGCCGAGACCGACAGUUAUCAUGGCAUCACUGAGGCCGCCGCCUCCGCAUUACGCAAGAAGUCCAUCGCCAUUGCGUCACAGAGGAGGGCCAUGCAGACUCAAGACUGAGUGUGUGUGUGUGUGCAAUGUGAGAGCCUGAGGUUGUGCAGUGCUCUACUAAAGCUAGAGGACUACUAAACAGGGAUUGGACGUUUUUCUUGAGCUUAAGAAGAAAAGGAGCUCUGACGUUUGUGAUCCUCAUAGCUCUGUCCAUCAGACUUCAAUAGAGUUUCUAAGAUUUUAUAAGACAGCUGCAAAAGUAUUUUUGCUGACAUUAUUGGUGAAGAGCUGACCAGAAGAUAAAAAGACAAGUUCUCUGUGGUCAAAGGACAUUUCACCCAGGAGAGAAGCCCUACAACACAGGAGUGUAGAAGCCCUACAACACAGGAGUGUAGAAGCCCUACAACACAGGAGUGUAGAAGCCCUACAACACAGGAGUGUAGAAGC